AUGGCACCUUCCGCAAUAUUCCCACCAGAGAACUUGCCCUCUACUAAAAGUCUGGCUGCUUUCAUCGACAACGACGAACCCAAAUCCUCCAAGUCUCUCCUCCCGCCUGUCCUCGAGUAUGACGCGGCAACAUGCACCUCCUCCGGCUUGGUCACCGCCCUCAAAGUGUCUGGAGGCGUCGUUAUCCGAAACUUUUUAACCCGUGAAGAGACUCGUGAGAUCGAGGCCGAUGUUCGCCCAUGGUUGGAUAAAGAUGCCCCCUGGGAUGGAGAUUUCUUCCCGCCCGAAACACGAAGAGCUUUUGGUCUUAUUAGCAAGUCCAAGACAUUCGCGCUGAGGGUCGUUGGUCAUGAGCUCUGGUUGGAGGUGGUCGAUGCCUUAUUGACAAGUGAGAGUAUCAAUAAUUGGAUUGGAGAAAAGCGAGAACAGAGCGUCUCAAAGCCCCAGCUCAAUAAUACCAUUGUGUUCAGCAUUGGGCCUGGGGCACGAGACCAAGCUCUUCACAGAGAUGAUAUGAUCCACCACCGCGACCACCGCGCCAUCGCAAAGCGCGAAAUGGGCCGCGACGCCGGGAUUGGUUUAUUCGUCGCCGGAAAGAAGACCACCCGACAAAACGGCGCCACGCGCUUCAUACCUGGCUCGCAUCUCUGGGACUACAACGAGGGUCCGCCGCGCGAAGACCAGACCUUCUACGCCGAAUUAAACCCGGGCGACGCAUUCAUGGUCCUAUCGGGCUGUUUUCAUGGCGGAAGCACCAACAAGACAGAAACCGAGGAACGCUUGGUGUUCUCGUGUUUCUUCACACGUAGCUGGAUGAGGCAAGAAGAGAACCAGUAUCUUGCUAAUGAUUGGGAAAAGAUUCGCGAGUUGCCGGGUUGGCUACAGCAGCGUGUUGGGUGGGGAUUGUCGAGGCCCUUUUUGGGCUGGGUCAAUUUGAACGAUCCGAUAGUGCUUUUGCAUCCUGGUGAGGCUAAAUACAAAGAUUUAUUUUGA
This is a messenger RNA of Rhinocladiella mackenziei CBS 650.93, 993 nucleotides long. RefSeq lists its product as uncharacterized. NCBI's taxonomy places the organism in Eukaryota, Fungi, Ascomycota, Eurotiomycetes, Chaetothyriales, Herpotrichiellaceae. The record is from RefSeq and is a predicted model, not a curated record. The transcript has 3 exons. Bases 1 to 993 code for a protein of 330 amino acids.